Molecule: messenger RNA, 705 nt
Organism: Acanthamoeba castellanii str. Neff
Lineage: Eukaryota; Discosea; Longamoebia; Acanthamoebidae
Exons: 4
Coding region: 1-705 (234 amino acids)
Source: RefSeq, a predicted model, not a curated record
AUGCACAAACCAGUCUUUGCAUGGCCCAAGAGACUCAAACACAUUGCCAUCAAGCACGUGUUCAUGUACAACCACAUUCAGCACAAGGACAUCUCAGUCAACUACAUCCCCAUGAACAAGAACCUGGCGGAUUUCCUGACCAAGCACAUCACCAGUCCAAAGCUCGUUACAAGGCAAAACUGGACCUCUCCACCAGAGGCUGAAUCCUAUCUCGACCUUCCAACAUUGCCGGAGGCACCAUCGACGGCGAGUGGGCCGUGGGCUCGGCGGUGGUGGACAUCUUCAAGCUUGGCGCUCUUUGCUGGAGGCUACCUCGGCGAGAGCGUCGCCUUCGAUCUCCACGUCACGUUCGCCGACGCCGUCAGUGUCGCCCACACCCUCCACUACGCCAUCUACCACGCCGUCACCGUCGCCCACACCCUCCACUACACCAUCGACCACGCCGUCACCGUCGCCCUCACCUUCGCAGACGCGGUCAGCGUCGCCCAUAGUUUCCACUACGCCAUCGAUCACGCCCCCAGCCAUUCGCCAUCUGAUCACGGCGGCUCAAGCGACAAGAAACUGGCGCUGGGCCUCGGCCUGGGUGUUGGUAUAGCGGCGGUGGGCGGCUUGGUCGUCGUGGGUGGUGCAGUCACGCUCCACUACGUCAGGAAGAGACAACGAUCUCGCGACAGCUUUGACUAUCAGCUGGUUUCAAACCUUUAA